Messenger RNA from Notolabrus celidotus (New Zealand spotty), 5140 nucleotides. It is a transcript of the gene mmp16b, whose product is annotated as matrix metallopeptidase 16b (membrane-inserted). The transcript has 10 exons. Lineage: Eukaryota; Metazoa; Chordata; Actinopteri; Labriformes; Labridae. The record is from RefSeq and is a predicted model, not a curated record. Gene Ontology annotation, biological process: skeletal system development; collagen catabolic process; extracellular matrix organization. Gene Ontology annotation, molecular function: zinc ion binding; metalloendopeptidase activity. Bases 434 to 2284 code for a protein of 616 amino acids. Gene Ontology annotation, cellular component: extracellular matrix.
AUGCAAAAGUGAAAGGUACAGCCAGUUCUGAGGCAUGCUUUUUCAUCUCUCAUGCACUCUGUAGGGCAGCUCUUGUGAUGCUGCCAAGCAGCGCUGCGCCGUGUGAGAAAUCAAAGCGCAGGCGUGGAGUCGGGAGGGAGCCUAUCUUGCGCAGACUGGGUACUGUACAUGGCCAUUGAUGCUGCUGGAUAGAUGUAGCCCCUGAUGUAAAUAAGAAUGGCGAGGGCAGUGGGUCUAACAUGCCGCGUUUUCUCUGCUUGACAUCGGAACAUUUUAUGCCACCAUCGGGAUUUUUUAAAGCGCGUGGCCCUAUUUUUCCUCUUUUUUCAUCUGAAUCCCGCUUUGACAGCUCGCCUGAUGAUUUCCAUUUGACACAAGAGCCAAAGCAGACGGGCGGCUUCUUCUAAUAAACACUCGGGAAAAACAGGUCAUUAUGACCUUAGUAUCCUCCAGGAAAAGAAAACCAUCGGAUUGCUUUCACGCGGCAGCUUUCUGCUUGCAUCUUUUGCUUUGGAUUUCGUGUGCCGUGUCCGGAGAGGAGGAUCAUCAUCAGUUCAGCGUUGAGGAAUGGCUACAGAGGUAUGGCUACCUUCCCCGCACAGAACCGGGAAUGUCUGUCCUGCGCUCGGCCCAAACCAUGCACUCAGCCAUCGCCGCCAUGCAGCGCAUCUAUGGCCUCAAUGUCACAGGGACACUGGAUGAGAGAACCAAGGAUUGGAUGCAAAAGCCUCGCUGUGGAGUUCCGGACAAAUUUAAAAGUGCUUCAAGGACACGGAAGCGGAGAUACGCACUGACAGGCCAGAGGUGGCAGCGUGUACACAUCACCUACAGCAUUAAAAACGUCACGCCAAAAGUGGGCGCCCGGGAGACCCAUGAUGCCAUUCGGCGGGCAUUUGACGUGUGGCAGGGUGUGACCCCCCUCCGCUUUGAGGCCGUUCCAUACAGCGCCCUGGAGACUGGCAGGCGCGACGUGGACAUCACCAUCAUCUUCGCUUCAGGAUUUCACGGCGACAGCUCACCUUUCGAUGGGGAGGGCGGGUUCCUCGCUCACGCCUAUUUCCCAGGCCCGGGCAUCGGAGGGGACACGCACUUUGAUUCAGAUGAGCCUUGGACCCUCGGGAACCCCAACCAUGAUGGUAAUGACCUCUUCUUGGUUGCGGUGCACGAGCUUGGCCAUGCCCUCGGCCUGGAACACUCUAACGACCCGACUGCUAUUAUGGCUCCUUUCUACCAAUACAUGGACACGGAGAACUUCAAACUACCUCACGAUGACCUGCAGGGCAUCCAGAAAAUCUAUGGUCCACCGGAUAGAGCUCCCCAGCCCACCAGGCCCCCACCCACAGCCCCUCCACCUCGCUUCCACCCUCCCUCAGACCCCCGUAAGAAUGACCGCCAAGCCAGACCCCCUCGCCCUCCUCAGGGGGCCAAGCCUUCCAACCCAAACUCCAAACCUGACAUCUGUGAUGGAGGCUUCAACACCCUGGCCAUCCUCCGACAGGAGCUCUUUGUGUUCAAGGACCAGUGGUUCUGGAGGGUACGAGACAACUCAGUAGUCCCUGGCUACCCAAUGCAGAUCAACUACUUCUGGAAAGGCUUGCCUCCCAAAAUUGACGCUGUGUAUGAGAACAGCGAAGGGAAGUUCGUCUUUUUCAAAGGAAACCGUUUCUGGGUCUUCAAGGACACAACUCUCCAGCCUUCGUACCCUCAGGACAUCUCACUGUUUGGGAGCGGCAUGCCCACUCAGAGUAUCGAGACAGCUGUCUGGUGGGAGGAUGUCGCCAAAACCUACUUCUUCAAAGGCGACAGAUACUGGAGGUACAAUGAGGACAUGAGAACCAUGGAUCCAGGUUAUCCCAAACCCAUUACCAUCUGGAAGGGCAUCCCUGACUCUCCUCAGGGGGCUUUUGUGGACAAGGCCAACGGCUUUACCUACUUCUACAAGGGGAAGGAGUACUGGAAGUUCAAUAACCAGCUGCUUCGUGUGGAGCCAGGCUACCCAAGGUCGAUCCUGAGAGACUUCAUGGGCUGCGACGGCUUACCUGCUGACCCCGACUGGGACUGGAGUCCUCCGGUGGCAGAAGAGCGUCACUACGACAACGGCGACGUGGACGUAGUCAUCAAACUGGACAGCACGGGGGGCACGGAGAAAGCAGUGGCCAUCGCUAUCCCUUGUGUCCUGGCGCUGUGCAUGAUGGUCCUCCUCUACACCGUUUUCCAGUUCAGGAGGAAGAGCACACAGCGCCACAUACUGUACUGCAAGCGCUCCAUGCAGGAGUGGGUGUGAGGGACUGUUACUGCUCUGUGUAAAGGGGUGUGAAGCUCUGAUAAAGGUCUAGUCAUUACUUGAAGCCCUGAGUACAGUAAUUGGAAUCACUGUAAAGGUGUGCGCGAGGAUUGCCAUGUUGGCAGAUUUGAAAACUGCUUGAAUUCGUUACGAACAAGCUGCGAGAGAGCGAAACGAUCAGCAGAACUCAAAUGAAGACAGUGAGGGAGCCACAUCCCCUAUGUCCAACUAAUAUGUAUGUAUCUGCUUCGACUUCUUUCUGUAUCUUGGAAUGAACUCAAUUAAGUGAGACAGUUAAGCUACUGUAAGUGGGACCUUUGUCUGUCCUCGUCUCUGCACGCCGCUUAAAAGCCCCUAGCACUAACUUCAGUGGACAAAUUAGAUAUAGGCUUCUACUUUACUUUCAUUCCUUAAUUAAAUUGCUCUGAGCUGUGCUUUUUUUCAUUUAGGGUCCCUGUAAAAGAUAAUUCAUUGUGUGGAGGACUGAUACACAAACCAAAUAUGACCUUUUCUUCCAAAGAGGAUUACUGCUCGAUGUUGUUUUUGAUGGGAUCAUUUUCCUCCAUGGAUCGAAACAUAGUGGCAUCAUAACUCUGAUUUUUUUCUUUUGUUCCCGCCAUCGGUAUUCACAUCCACCCAUCUGCUCUGUUAUCUUUGGGGAUGGGAAGCAGCCGUUAGGAAGAGCUAGGAACUCAAGACUGUGGUGGCGGUCUAUCUCCAAAACAGGGGCCAAAAACCUCUCUGCAAUAUUUACGAGACUGCCUUAAUCACGGAUUGCUUAAACUCCCUUCUCUUUCUCUCUGUUCCUCUGGUCUGGAUGGUGGAAGCUGGGGGACGCAGUAGGAAUACUAACAGGCAUUAAUUUCAACCCAUAAUGCAAUUUCAAAAACCAGUAAUUAAGGACAGUUUGAUCCACAAAGGGUUCAUUGCUCUUGAAAACGUGCAAAGCAGCGCUAAAUACCUGAUGGCACGAAGGCUUUUAGCUUUCAUUUGCUGCCUCACUAGAGUGUGUGAGAGAGAAAGGGAAGGUUAGAUGUGUGUGUGGAGGAGACAGUAAUUACCCACACUAUAUAUGUACUGUAUCAUACUGUAGUGUCUGCUUCAUUUAAAGAGCUUACAUCAUGUUCCCCCUCUUUUUCCUGCCAUGUUUGGACUCUGGUGUCCCAAACGGUGUCAUUCCAUACAUUUUUAACAUCUGAACUAAUCCACAGUUUGUUUUUGUUUUCAACUUUUAUACAAGGUUUGUAAGUUUAGAUAAUAUUUCUCAUCAAACUGGACACAAAGAGGGGGGAAAGGCAAUGGAAAGGAUGUAAAAUGAGACACGUACAGUAUUUCUCAUGUAAAAAAGAAAGUCAUCUCUGCAUACCUGUUUUAUAUCAGCUGACAUUAUUUCUGCCCACAAUGCUCCAUCUUCUCACCAAGUUAGUGCAAAAGUUUUGAGGAAAUGCAAAGUUAAAUCACAGCUGUUAAGAAAAAAAAACACAAAGAAACCCGCCAAAAUAAAGGAAAGUUAUUAUUUGGAUUCUUGAUGACUUUAAAAUAAAAGGGAAACCUGGUUGUGCCAUCAAUGCAGCCAGGUUGAUUUAUCCACAGAGUUAUAAAAAACUAUACUUAUGUAAUAUUAACAAACUACUAACAAGUUCUUGUAAAAGUAAUCUAACAAUGUUUGAAUUAACAAGCAUAUAAAAAAACCCAAUAUCAGCUAAAUUAAGUCUGAUGAUGAAUAUUCAACGCGUGUAUCCCAAUCUAUGAUGUACGAAUAUUUAUGACAUCAUACAUGAACCAUAAAAAGUUGAAUCAGUAAGUAUGACAAACAUUAAGAGUUAACGUAACAAAAGGCAGACUCUCUGAGGUGAGAUGGAGCGAAAACCGUGCAGGGGCUUUUCCUCCUGCUGUGUGUUGUAUUCAGAAUGCAACACACAGCCUGGAUCCAAGUGAAAUAUAAUGUCUCGCAAUUGCCUUUGAUUGCUGCCAUAUAUGUGACAAUGUGGUUGUGUGGUGUAGCGUUUCUAAGAGUUUGCCAGAUGACCAGUCUGUGAGCAUUCAUGAUGUGAUUUUUUAUUUUAUAUUUGUGCUCUCUGAUUUUGUUACUCUUUUACUAGAAACGGUCAUCAACAUUUACUGUACAGGAUAUCUGCAUAUCUUCCAUUGAUAUUAAGGCAAUGCCAUUUUUAUAACAUACCACAGCAGGAAAUUGAGGUUUAAAAUGUACCUAUGUAUGGAUUAUCAAAAGGAUGAAUCUUGAAAGAUGUUAUUGAAUCUGUCAUGGAAGGGAUAAUAACUUUGAAUCUCCAUAAGGGCAAUGCAUGCCGUUGUUGAAUUAAGAUGUCAUUCUGUUGACUGUGGAUCAUUUGGACACUCAUGUUCGACUCAGUCUUUGCCAUUCUGGUUAAAUAAGGUUGCUGGUUUCUGUUGGAUGCAUAGACACACCAGAGCUGUCAUGUUUUUCAAACCAUGUGAAAUGACUAUCUUCCAGUCUGUCCUCCCCGUUCCAAUCUCCAGGUGACAGUCAGAGCGCUGAAAAGAAAAUGUACACAUUUCAAAGAGAGGAACAUCUUUGCUUUCCCAGAGCGAUGCAGAAUUGCUGCGUGCACCAGUCCAUGUUGAUUCAUGACCACUGUAAUUUAAAGGAGGAAGCAACAGCCUGUGGCUCAGUGUUGUGUGUGAUGUCUUAUCAGUUUGUGUGUUUGUGGUGAGGGUCUGACGGCUCCGGAGAGUGUGAAUUAAUGAUGACCAGUGAGGCGAGUCGGUACUAUAUAUUAUUGCCGUAUUUAUUCCUCUGUGCUCAGCACCUCAAAUCUUGCAUUGCAUUGUACUGAGGGCGAGAACCUGUCAAUAAAGUGGGUUUGAAAUGCA